GAACCAACUUUAUGGCCUUGAAAUCUUGAUACCUUGCAAAAGUUGGAAAAAGCUCUUUGUUGCUAAUGCUUAUCCUUGACCAUUAAGCAAUACGAAAGCUGAGAAUUAAACUGGUUUGGAUCAUUCGAGGAGGAUCGGUUCUAGUUAGAUAUUCUGGGAUUUUUUUAUUUUUUGUUAUGGUGGAAAACCUGCAAACUAGAUUCCCUUCCUUUUACCUACGUAUGUAUGUAUGUAUGCAUGCAUGUUGUAGACACGAUACAUCGAUGAUUGUCCCAGUAGAUGUAGAUUCUUGAUUGAUUUUGUCAAUUGGUUAUGCCUCUAAAUGAAUUUCUCUGUUGUCGUAGGUGUUUCCUUUUUUCCUUCGGUUUUGUUUUUGGUAUAUUGAUUUCUUUACUUCGUAUAGGCAGAUGGCUGGUGCAAGAUUAGGCCAAUGGUUGUUUGUUCUAGUAUGUGCAGUCAUGCUGCUGAAAGCAGCCGGAUUACCUGUGGGAAUAACUUACGUUCAUAGUGCGGUUGCCAAAGGAGCCGGAUUUGGAAUUUGACAUGUUGUGCAGUUUGCUUGGAUGGGAGUCCCCCAGCUUACCACCUUGAUAAGGGAUAUGGUUCAGGAAUUAACAAUUGGUUGGUUGACAUUGAGGUUUGUCCUUUUCUCUCAGCUCCCAGUACAGUUUCUUUCACAAGAUAAGAGGAACAAAAAGAAGAAGGGAGGAGGAUGGUGUAACAAUAUCACAACUUGUCUUGUCCGUAAAAACAACCGUUUAGGUUCAUCUAAGAAAAUGCUCAAGGAGAUUGCAUUUUCAGGGAUUCUGAACGGCAGGCAUAUGUUUAAUCCGGACUUUUACAACUGGAAUAGAGUCAAAGUUAGGUAUUGCGACGGGGCAUCAUUCACUGGUGAUGUUGCAGCUGUAAACCUAGCCACCGGUCUUUUCUUCAGAGGAGCAAGGAUUUUUCGUGCCGUCAUUGAAGAUCUAUUAGCAAAAGGAAUGGGGAAGGCUAAAAAUGCUAUGCUCUCUGGUUGUUCUGCUGGUGGAUUGGCGUCCAUUCUUCACUGUGACAACUUCCAUGCCCUCUUACCUGUUGGAGCUAAAGUGAAAUGUGUUUCAGACGCUGGUUACUUCAUUAAUGCGAAGGAUGUUUCUGGAGCACGACACGUUGAACAGUUUUUUAGUCAAGUGGUUGCAACACAUGGUUCGGCGAAGAAUUUGCCUCCAUCUUGCACUUCAAAAUUGAGUCCAGGUUUGUGCUUUUUCCCGCAAUAUUUUGCCUCACAAAUCCGGACGCCAAUGUUCUAUGUAAAUGCAGCCUACGAUUCAUGGCAGAUAAAGAACAUAUUGGCACCUGGAGUUGCCGAUCCCCAUGGGACUUGGCAGAACUGCAAGCUUGACAUAACACAUUGUAAACCCACUCAACUCAAAACCAUGCAAGAUUUCAGGGCGCAGUUUUUAAGUGCAAUUGGUGGUGUGAGCGGCUCUCGAUCAAAAGGAAUGUUCAUAGACUCUUGCUAUGCACACUGCCAAACUGAACUGCAGGAGACAUGGUUAAUGCCCGACUCUCCGGUACUGAACAAGACGACGAUUGCAAAGGCAGUUGGAGACUGGUUCUAUGACCGAACUCCCUUUCAAAAGAUUGAUUGUCCUUACCCUUGCAAUCCCACUUGCCAUAACCGUAACUUUGAUCCAAAUCACCAACAACACAGUAAUUUCGCCAAAAUGUCGAGAAAGAAGGAAUUUCCAUGGCUGCUCCUGAUUUUCGUGCACCUCCUUGGCUUUCCAAUUUUCCAUGGCUGCUGCUGGUCGUCGUUCGAUUUUGGUGUAUGAGCAUAAAUUGGUAGUUAAUUGUAGUGUAUGAGCAUGAAUUGAUUGUUUCCAUUGAAUGGAAUGCUGGUCUUAGAAUUUAGCCUCCACCUCCUCCUUGUCGGCCACGGUCGAGUAGCAGGUCACAACUCUUUCUCUCUCAACUUUGGUCUCUCGUUGUAACCAUGAACCCUAAUAGAAAAAGGCAAUUUUAGAUAA
Messenger RNA from Pyrus x bretschneideri (Chinese white pear), 2012 nucleotides. Its product is annotated as pectin acetylesterase 8. The record is from RefSeq and is a predicted model, not a curated record. Gene Ontology annotation, molecular function: pectin acetylesterase activity. Gene Ontology annotation, cellular component: plant-type cell wall. NCBI's taxonomy places the organism in Eukaryota, Viridiplantae, Streptophyta, Magnoliopsida, Rosales, Rosaceae. The coding region runs from base 564 to 1817 and encodes 417 amino acids. The transcript has 13 exons. Gene Ontology annotation, biological process: cell wall organization.